CGAUUUUUUUCGCAGUUGAAAAAAAAAAUCAACAGUGUUAGAGUAUAAAUGUUACGGGAUUGUGUAUUGUUUGCAUUUGAAACAUUUGUUCCGGUGAGUUCCUGUGGUGUCUAGGCCAGCUUUUGCGCACAUGGGAUACUUGCCAUCUCCCAGGUUCUAGGUUUUAGCAUCAGAUUACCAAGAAGCUGACAACUAAGUUUCUGCUCACUCUGCAACAUGGCAUCUGGACUUGGGCUUGAGUCUCUUGUUGAUCAAACUAUCUCAGUUAUUACAAAUGAUGGACGGAAUAUUGUGGGAGUUCUGAGAGGAUUCGACCAGGCUACAAACUUGAUUCUUGAUGAAUCUCAUGAGAGAGUAUAUUCAACAAAGGAAGGUGUACAGCAACUUGUGUUAGGUCUUUAUAUCAUAAGGGGGGACAACAUAAGCGUCGUUGGGGAAUUAGAUGAAGAUCUUGAUAGUAACUUGGAUAUGUCAAAACUGAGAGCACAUCCUCUAAAGCCAGUCGUUCACUGACCUGCAACUUGGUGUGAGCCUUGUAAUCCUGUGAACGGAUGGAUGGAUCAAACAUCAGUUUAGUUGAAAGACUUUGGUACAACUAUCAAAUGAAAACUUCAGACAUGUUAUGUAGCUAGGAACACAAACUGUUAUAGUUCGUUAGUCGUCGUUAUAUGUCUUAUAAGUUUCCCUUUCUGAUAUUGGCUUGCGAAAGAUUUUGAACCCAAGUAGAUGAAACAUUUGUUUGGUUGACGAACUUUUGUAUAACUAUCAUAUUAAAACUGCAGGCAUGUUUCCGUGUCUAAGAGCACAAGCUGUUUUAGUUUA
Solanum pennellii is the source of this 822-nucleotide messenger RNA. Its product is annotated as sm-like protein LSM8. The record is from RefSeq and is a predicted model, not a curated record. Gene Ontology annotation, biological process: mRNA splicing, via spliceosome. NCBI's taxonomy places the organism in Eukaryota, Viridiplantae, Streptophyta, Magnoliopsida, Solanales, Solanaceae. Gene Ontology annotation, cellular component: U6 snRNP; U4/U6 x U5 tri-snRNP complex; precatalytic spliceosome. The coding region runs from base 217 to 513 and encodes 98 amino acids. The transcript has 7 exons. Gene Ontology annotation, molecular function: RNA binding.